CGUAACAUCGCGUUUUCGGAAUUUUUCGCAAUUACACUACUUCUUCCUCAGGCUCAGUGGCGCGGGAAGUAAUGGAGCUUUUUGGACGCCGGUCGCAUGUCCAGCAUCUCACUAACCUAUAUUUUAGUAGAGCGUCGCUGGCGAGCGUCAGUUUGUUCCCGUCGCGACGCUAGCGUCCACGACGUCGUUUCCCGCUCUCAAAUCACCGCGUCCUCGUGUCGUCAAAGUCAGUACAUGCUUCCAAGAUCUUUAACAAAUCGCUAGGAAUCUGGAUCAUAUUUGGGUGUGAUAUUGCUGCUCAUCAAUGCAAAUGGUGAAUCAUGAGUUCUUCACCGAAAUCAUCUUUAGCGAAGCUUGGACUGUAUCCUAAGCCGAAGACUUUGAAGGUUAUGGUAUUGGGCCAAGCUGGGGUCGGAAAAUCGGCUUUGGUUGUGAGAUUUAUAACCAGAAGAUACAUUGGAGAGUAUGACCCAACGUUAGAGAAAAUCUACACUUUCCACACCGUUUUGGACGACGAGAUGGUAUCCUUCGAUAUUUUAGAUACAGCUGGACAGCCACAUGUAUGGGAUGUGUUCCGAGACGUGUGUAGUUUCUGGAGGGUCCACAGUAAGAAUCCCAGUAGACUAAAACGCAGCGUUAGCGAAAAAGAACCAAUUUCUCUCGACACAAUUAGACUGUUAAGCUCCGCAGCUGUCUCCCCGACUAGUAUGACCUCAUGUAACUACAAACCAGGUACCUCAGGUCUCCGUUGGACCGAAGAAGAACUAGAAGAAGAAACCGAAUCCUCCGAUGGUAAACAAGAGAGCAGUAGCGCUUCAAGUCCUGGAGUUGAAUCACCUCCAUUCAGAGAGCGCGCUUCAACAGACGGCCAUAUCCACAAACGACCUUGGAGGUGGCGAAACCCUCCUCCAGCAUCUAGUAGCUCAACCUCUUCAGCAGAUCAUCAGUUCUAUGGAACAGCCAAAGCUGAGAGAAGAAUGAGUAUAUCUAUGAGAGGAAGCAAUGCUAGCUGCUAGGUCUUUUGAUCCUCUGACAUUUGACCGCCGGACUUCAUUACCUCAACCUAUUCAGCACUGACCUCAACCUCAUCUACUAAUCUGUACCUGAAGGCAAACAAAAGAGUAUCAAUGGCUCAAGUCCUGGAGUUUAAUCUAUUCAGCACUGGUCUCAACCUCGUCUACUAGUCCGUACCUGAGAGCAAACAAAUGAGAAUCAAUGGCUCAAGUCCUGGAGUUGAAGCACAGCCAUUCAGAGGACGCGCCUCAACAGACAGCCAAAUUCACAAACAACCUUGGAGGUGGCGAAACCCUCCUCCAGCAUCUAGUAGCUCAACCUCUUCAGCAGAUCAUCAGUUCUAUGGAACAGCCAAAGCUGAGAGAAGAAUGAGUAUAUCUAUGAGAGGAAGCAAUGCUAGCUGCUAGGUCUUUUGAUCCUCUGACAUUUGACCGCCGGACUUAAUUACCUCAACCUAUUCAGCACUGACCUCAACCUCAUCUACUAAUCUGUACCUGAAGGCAAACAAAAGAGUAUCAAUGGCUCAAGUCUUGGAGUUUAAUCUAUUCAGCACUGGUCUCAACCUCGUCUACUAGUCCGUACCUGAAAGCAAAACAAGGAGUAUCAAUGCAUCAAGACCUGGAGUUGAAGCAGUUCCACUUAGAUCACGCCCUUUGGAGGUAUCAAUUUCCUCCUCCAAUUCUAGCUAAUAGAUUCAUAGCUUUUCUGGCCUCUGAGCUCCAGUACUCUGACAUUAAUCUCUUCUACUGGUCCGAGACCGAAAGCCAACAGGAAAGUAUCAAUUCAUUAAUCCCUGGAGUUGAAGCAACGCCUUGCAGGGAAUCGUCAUAUCCAUAAAAGACCUUGGAUAUGGCGGAAUACUCCUCUAUGGAACAGCUGAAACUGAGAGGAGAAUGAGUAUAUCCAUACGUAGAAGUAAUGUUGGGUUAAUAGCUAGUUCGAACUUAGGUUCAUCAAUGCUUUAAGUUCUAUGCACAAACUACCUCGGAGGUGAUGGUAUCCUCUUUCAAACUCCAGAGCCUCAACCUCUUCAUUUCUACGAUUGUAUUAUACCACUCAAAAACGUCUGUAAGACGUCUUAGUGGUGUGUAGUUUUCACAAGAGACUUUUUUAAUAAGUCAUAAUCGUUAGCGACAUAUGGACGGACUCUUGUCGCUGAAAACCCGGUAACCGUUUUGUUUCUAUAUCCCAAAAUGGGAUUUCUUGAACUGCCAGACAGAGAAAAAGUAUUUAAGAUGCUAUAAAUAAAACUUAAAUAUGGUAAAUGACAUUGAAAAUGCCGAAAAAUAUAUAUUGUUGCUAAACGUUAAUAACAUUUAGCAACAAUCUCAUUUACUACUGCAAGUUAAUUUAAAAUCAUUUUGCACAAUAGUUGCUAUUUCUUCCCAAUGUUAUUGCAGCUCCUGAUGAAGAUGGUAAAGUCCAUUGAAAGCUAGAGAUUAAUAAAGUAUAAAGAGUAUAUAUAUAUAAGAUGACGGGGUGGUGAUGUUUUGUGUAAGUGUCACAAGAGGCUUUCUUGAUAUAUACAUCACGUUCACGUCAGCGGUAUUUAGACGUAUUUUGAGCUUAAAAUGGACGUCUUUAUGACGUCUGGUGCUGUCGAAAUAGCCAUUACUCAGAUUAGUAAUUAAAAUAUAUCGAUCUGUAUCAUAUCUCUGCGUUGAAAGCCCGGUAUAGCUGUGUUAUUUUUAUACCUCAAAAUGAAAUUUCUUGAACUGCCAGAUAGAUGAAAAAUAUUUGAAUCGCUAUAAAUCAAACAUAAAUGUAUCUAAUAUAUGUAUAUGCAUAACAGUAUACGUAUAUGAUGAUUGUUGGAUAUCUAAGAAUUCUAUAAUAUACUGUAAACGUUUUGUCAACGGACCUGUUACACUCAGUAAACGAAGCUAAAUACAUAUAUUCGUAUUUUUGAAAUACUGUAAAAGCCUUUAUGUAUUUUCUUAAUUUUUGUACUUGUAUAUAUCUACAAUUCA
This is a messenger RNA of Acanthoscelides obtectus, 2984 nucleotides long. Lineage: Eukaryota; Metazoa; Arthropoda; Insecta; Coleoptera; Chrysomelidae. The record is from the annotation of a GenBank genome assembly.